GCUUUGGGGCCUGGCCCGUGUACUAUUACCGUUAUUCUAUCUCCCUGACAGCUUCAGAUCCUGCGGCGAAAUGAACUCAGACGCCUCAAGGCAUGUGUCGAGAUGGCGUUACGAGGGCCUCAGACGGAAGUUGCAGAAUUCGGGAAGCGUUGUCUCUACGUGAAGCAACGCCGUCUUGGGUGCUCGUUCCAGACGCUUACCAUCGUAGGGCGAGUCUUAUGCAGCCUGGGCAUCCUAGCAAUAUGCAAGUUAGAGCUAAUGCAACAUAUCGUACAUGGGCGGUUCACUUGGAUAACGGGUCCACGUUGCCGCUCGGUCUUCCCGGUGAUGCAUUUGUGUCGCUGAUGCACAUCGAUACUAACACCGGUUACACAUGGGCAACAUGUCGGAAUCGGAGAGUUAUUGCCGUUUUAUCGAGCGCACCGCCCUCAAGCUACAGGCUCGAAGCCCCUCAAACACCUUCGACUUACUCAUUCGACCUAUACUUAACCUGUUGCAGCACAGGUGACUUACAGGCAAUUCGUCAUAGAACGAUCGGAGACCAGUGCCAAGCGUUCCGUUCGCCCGUAAGAGGCGUUUGCAUGUACCGCACAGUUCGAUCUGCCUCUACAGUAGGCAUACAGCGACUCGCCUGGCACCAUCCCCUCGGCGGCCGUGUCAGGAUAAGGUAUGGAUUGAUCUGGUUGAUGCAUACCCGGGCGGUGGACAAUGCAGCGAGCGCGCUGCUGAUACAAUGUCAGUCGCAAACUCGCGUCUGUAGAGUUCAUCGAGCCGACAGUGUACAAGGUAACCAAGCAGAUGACAAGGUAUCUACUCACGUUGAACCUAGAAGCCUUCCUGUGUACAAUCUUCAUAGAAGUUCGCGGUCACAUGAUCGCGUCGAACAACAACUGGCGGGUUCUUGUACCCGAAGUGGCGGCCUUGUACUGCGUCGACAUCCGGAACUUACACAAGGCGACUUGUAUUUCCUACGCGACAGAGAGGCAUUAUAACUCUGCCUCCUAGUGCAUCAAAUUUGAGCUCUCGCUCAAACCCUCGCUCCUUACCUCAAGAACGGCGUCCCUCAAGCACCGAUUUUCCGGAUCAAGCCUAAUCUGACCCAUGUCACCUCGCAAGGCCCCCCAGUGCCGCACCUGC
This is a messenger RNA of Rhodofomes roseus, 1137 nucleotides long. RefSeq lists its product as uncharacterized. The transcript has 5 exons. The record is from RefSeq and is a predicted model, not a curated record. Bases 93 to 992 code for a protein of 299 amino acids. Lineage: Eukaryota; Fungi; Basidiomycota; Agaricomycetes; Polyporales; Fomitopsidaceae.